This is a messenger RNA of Agelaius phoeniceus (red-winged blackbird), 1908 nucleotides long. The record is from RefSeq and is a predicted model, not a curated record. NCBI's taxonomy places the organism in Eukaryota, Metazoa, Chordata, Aves, Passeriformes, Icteridae.
AUGGAGAUCGCGCUGGUGACUUUGGAGAACGGCGGCACCACGGCCAUCGCGGCCGGCGACGAUGCCGCGACCGCCGGCGGCCGGGCGCGCUGGCGGGGCAACUUGCUUCACCUCGCCGGCUCGCCGCAGCUGAGCGACGGCAAGGAGAACGCCCCUCCGCCGCCGCCGCCGCCGCCGCCGCCGCCGCCGCCGCCGCCCGCGGGGGACGAGGAGCGGGAGCGGCCCCCGCCGGGUCCCCGCGCAGGAGGCAGCGGCGGCGCAAGCGGCCCCGACGAGCGGCCAGCGGAGCUCCGCGCAGCCCUCACGCCGCCGCCGCGGCCGCCGCCCCGCGCCCCGCGCCCCGCCGUGGACAUGGGGCCGUCCGAGGAAGGGGGACACCGCCGGGGCAUGGCCAUGGCUGCGGCGGGCGACGAGGAGGAGGACGCGGCGACGGCCAACCCGGGCGCCAUGCACCAUCAGCGGGUGCUGAUCAACAUCUCGGGGCUGCGCUUCGAGACGCAGCUCGGCACCCUCAACCAGUUCCCCGAUACGCUGCUGGGGGACCCCGACAAGCGCAUUCGCUACUUCGACCCGCUCCGCAACGAGUACUUCUUCGACCGCAACCGGCCCAGCUUCGACGGGAUCCUCUACUUCUACCAGUCGGGGGGCAAGCUCCGCCGGCCCGUCAAUGUCUCCAUCGACGUCUUCGCCGACGAGAUCCGUUUCUACCAGCUGGGUGAGGAGGCCAUGGAGCGCUUCCGGGAGGACGAGGGCUUCAUCAAAGAGGAGGAGAAGCCCCUGCCCCGCAAUGAGUUCCAGCGCCAGGUCUGGCUCAUCUUUGAGUACCCCGAGAGCUCCAGCUCAGCCCGGGCCAUCGCCAUCGUCUCCGUGCUGGUGAUCCUCAUCUCCAUCAUCACCUUCUGCCUGGAGACCCUGCCCGAGUUCAGAGACGAGAGGGAGAUGCCCGUACCUCUGCCCCCACAAGGUGGAGGUUUGAAUGGCACGCCCGGGGACUCCCCACCCAUGCAGCCACCCAGUAGCCUGGCUGACCCCUUCUUCAUCAUAGAGACCACCUGUGUGAUCUGGUUCACCUUUGAGCUCCUUGUACGCUUCUUCGCCUGCCCCAGCAAGCCCGAGUUCUCCCGCAACAUCAUGAACAUCAUCGACAUCGUGGCCAUCAUCCCCUACUUCAUCACCCUGGGCACCGAGCUGGCCCACGAGCAGCAGCAGCCCGGGGCUGGCAGUAGCAAUGGGGGUGGGGGCCAGCAGCAAGCCAUGUCCCUGGCCAUCCUCAGAGUCAUCCGCCUGGUCAGAGUCUUCAGGAUCUUCAAGCUCUCCAGGCACUCCAAGGGGCUGCAGAUCUUGGGACAGACUUUGAAAGCCAGCAUGAGGGAGCUGGGCCUCCUCAUCUUCUUCCUCUUCAUCGGGGUGAUCCUCUUCUCCAGUGCUGUCUACUUUGCUGAGGCUGAUGACCCCGAGUCUCAUUUCUCCAGCAUCCCUGAUGCUUUCUGGUGGGCUGUCGUAACCAUGACUACUGUGGGCUAUGGGGACAUGAGACCUGUCACUGUGGGGGGCAAGAUUGUGGGCUCCUUGUGUGCCAUCGCUGGUGUGCUCACCAUUGCCCUCCCUGUCCCUGUCAUUGUGUCCAACUUCAACUACUUCUACCACCGAGAGACUGACCACGAAGAGCAGGCUAUCCUCAAAGAUGAACACAGUAGUGCUCAGGGCAGCACUGCAGGGGGAGAAGUGAAGAGAAGACCAAGCAAAAACUCUCUGAACAAAUCUGUUGUGCACUUGGAAAACAGUGAGGAGUUCAACAAUGGCACCAGCUCCUUAGAGAAAGCAAAUAUCAAAGCAAAAAGUAAUGUAGAUCUCAGAAAAUCCCUCUAUGCUCUCUGUCUGGACACCAGUAGGGAAACAGACCUGUGA